Cornus florida is the source of this 1608-nucleotide messenger RNA. RefSeq names its product protein CHUP1, chloroplastic. The transcript is spliced from 5 exons. Bases 60 to 1382 code for a protein of 440 amino acids. NCBI's taxonomy places the organism in Eukaryota, Viridiplantae, Streptophyta, Magnoliopsida, Cornales, Cornaceae. The record is from RefSeq and is a predicted model, not a curated record. Gene Ontology annotation, cellular component: chloroplast outer membrane. Gene Ontology annotation, biological process: chloroplast organization.
AACUGUUUUACCUUUCAGGCUUAGGUGAAGAACACAUACCUUACUUCAGAAGUAAGGCCAUGCAUAAAGAGGAAGAUCCAGCAAUUCAUUUCAGCUUCCCUCUUCCUCCUGUCAUCAUAAAACAGAACAGGAUGGCGAUUCCUGAUCAUGAAUCGAGGAUCGCCUUCCUCAGGAGAGAACUUGAAGCUUCUCUGGCGAUGAUCAAUUCACUGGAGAAAGAAAAUCUGGAAUUAAAACAAGAAGUGGCUCGGCUAAGGGUGCAAGUAAGUGCCCUCAAAGCGCACGAUAAUGAGAGGAAAUCCAUGCUUUGGAAGAAGUUGCAGUACUCAAUGGAUAGCAACAUCACAGAGAAAUAUUUACAGAAACCAGCAAUUCAGAUGGAAAUACCAGAGAAGAGUCCAGUAGUGGAGAACCUGUAUCCAAAGGAAGAUUUAGUAGAAGCUGCAGCCAAAAAGGAGAGCCCGGCCAGAGUACCAAAACCACCACCUAGGCCUCCACCUACCACUACAGUUCCUGCCUAUGUCGAAGAAGUAAAUGGAAACAAAGUGCCACCAGCACCAGCACCUCCACCACCACCACCGCCGCCACCACCACCAUCAAAAUUGCUAGUUAGAUCGAAAGCAGUGCAUCGUGUGCCAGAGGUGAUGGACUUUUAUCGUUCACUCAUGAAGAGAGAUUCGCAAAGGGAGAGCAAAACCAAUCAGAUGGGAUUGCCAUCAGCCACAAAUUCUAGAAACAUGAUUGGAGAAAUUGAGAACCGAUCAGCUUAUCUAUUAGCUAUAAAAUCAGAUGUGGAAACUCAAGGGGAAUUUAUUAAUUUCUUAACGAGGGAGGUGGAGGGUGCAGCCUUUACAGAGAUUUCCGAUGUGGAGACCUUUGUGAAAUGGCUAGAUGGAGAGCUGUCCUGCCUGGUUGAUGAAAGGGCUGUGUUGAAGCACUUCCCGCGGUGGCCAGAGAGAAAAGCAGAUGCAUUGCGCGAAGCUGCAUUCAACUACCGGGACCUGAAAAACCUCCAAUAUGAAGUUUCAUCAUUCAAAGAUAAUCCAAAACAGCUUUUGACCCAGUCCCUUACAAAGAUACAAGCAUUGCAAGACAGAUUGGAAAGAAGUGUUGACAACAUUGAGAGAAUGAGAGAGGCUACAAGCAAGAGAUACAGGGAGUUCCAUAUCCCUUGGAAAUGGAUGCUGGACAUCGGGCUCAUUGGCCAGAUGAAAUUGAGUUCAUUGGCACUGGCAAAGGAAUAUAUGAAAAGGGUAACUAAAGAAUUGCAAUACAAUGAAUCCUCGCAAGAAGAGAUUCUAUUGCUACAAGGCGUUCGGUUUGCUUAUAGAGUGCACCAGGUGGUUUUGAUGUGGACACCACGGAGGCAUUCGAAGAACUAAGGAAGGUUAAAAUGAGUUGUCAAAAACAAUAGUAUGCUACUAAAACUCCCUACUCUUGAUAGCAUGCAGAUUGUGGUCCGUGGCACACCACGGCCCACCAAUGUAAAAGGUGUUAUUUUUUGGCUAGACCAGAUAUAUCACUGGUAAUUGUGAACUACUAUAUCAGAGAUACUCUCUAUAUCUAUACAUCUGCAGAAGAUUCCAGAUAGGUUUCUUCUGUUCUCAA